Molecule: messenger RNA, 954 nt
Organism: Didymodactylos carnosus
Lineage: Eukaryota; Metazoa; Rotifera; Eurotatoria; Philodinida; Philodinidae
Source: the annotation of a GenBank genome assembly
AUGCAUUUAAAUGUUCCCAGUUGUAAUGGUGGUAUUCAAUCAGCAUCUAGUAGCGGCACUAAAACAAGUGAAUCAAUUAAUCGUGGUACCAGUCUAGUUAUUCGUAGUCAUAAUGACUUAGUGAUUGACGGUGAAUCUGGUGCAAACGGUGAAUUUAAUGAUUUUUUCCCCAUUAUGCAUUACAUGGUUAAGUCUUUGAGUUAUAUUCCUUAUUAUUGGGGUACUUGUUUGAGAGCUGUGAUACUCGAUGAAGAAGAACUAAAAUUAUAUGAAGUAGGUAGUGUUAUCACAUGGCUACAAUUUAGUUCAUCGGCUAAAGGUGAUGAUCCGGUUAAUUAUUUUCAAUCACGUAACACCUAUUUUCAUAUCUAUUCACUGACGGGUCGAGCAAUAUCAUUUUUAUCUAAUUUACCCAAGGAAAAUGAAAUAUUAUUUUUACCUUACUCGACGUUUUUAAUUCUAAAAAAAGAAUAUUCUCGAUUAGAUCAAAAGACACACAUUUAUAUAAGACAAGUAGAAUUAGGUAUAUCAAAAAAUUCUCUAUUGUGGGUAGAUGAUAUGAUUAUGAAGGAAGAAUGGCAAAAUAAGAGAAUAAUGGAACAGGGUUGCAGUUUAGGUUUAUCGAAAAAUGUCCAUAUUAUUCCUAAAAUCAGUACUCAUUUAGCACUAUCCUAUCUAGACUCUGGUUUUGGACAACAAAUAUUAAGAUCCAAUAGAAACUUUCGUAUUCUUUCCGACAUGACUCGACCAGACGAGGAAAAUGGUGGCGAAGCAGGAGCUAUUUUAAUGAAAGAAUUGAAACGACGUGGUUUUGAGCAUUCAAUGAUGUUGUUCGUAUUCAAUGAAAAAAAUGCUAAGAAUGCUGUCAAGAAACAUUUGGGAGAAAAUGUAAAAGGAAUUACUAUAACGACAGAUGAAGAUGCAGCAAAAGCAUUCAUUAUAGGAAAAAAUUAA